This is a messenger RNA of Dictyostelium discoideum AX4, 4527 nucleotides long. Its product is annotated as EGF-like domain-containing protein. Lineage: Eukaryota; Evosea; Eumycetozoa; Dictyosteliales; Dictyosteliaceae. The record is from RefSeq and is a predicted model, not a curated record. The transcript is spliced from 3 exons. The coding region runs from base 1 to 4527 and encodes 1508 amino acids.
AUGAAAAAUAUUUUUCAUUUAAUUUUUUUUUUUAUUUUUAUUGGUUGUGUAUUUUGUUUGACACCACCACAACCAAUAAACCCCACCAAAAACCCUCAAAACCAACAUUAUUACCAAGUUUUUGAUAAUAAACUUGCCUAUGGCGUACAAAUAACUGGACCAAAUGCUACCGAUUAUUGUAACAGUUUUUCUUAUAAUGGAACUAAAGGCUAUUUAGUAACAUAUACAAGUGAAGAAGAAUGGAAUUGGGGUAAAACAAAUAAUUUUACAACAUCUGGUAUGUGGAUAUCAGGCAGUGAUGCAGAAAAAACAGGUGUUUGGAAAUAUUCAAAAGGUUCACCAGAAGAAGAUGAUUUUAUGUAUAAUCUUUAUUUUGAUAAAUGUUAUAGUUUUUGUAUAUUUGGAAGUUUAGAACCAAAUUUAAUUAAAGAUGAACAUUGGUUGCAUACCUCUGGUUCUGUGACAGUUCCUUACAUUAAUAACAAUGGUCCAUUGGCAUUAUUAGAUAAAUAUGUUUGUGAAUUUGGUGGUUAUGAAGAACCACAUAUUCCUCCAUCACCAACCACUGGUUCAACUGUAAUUAUCAAACAUUUAAAUUCAUUCACAAUCGAUAGUCAAUUAUCAAUAAUUUUCACAAAUAGAGCAGAUUCUUCAAAAACUUUUUCAUGUACAACUAUAAAACAAAUCGAUACUGGUAGUGUUGAAUGUGCAAUUCCACCAGGUCAAGGCAAAUUCACAGUUGCAAUUAAAGAUAGUAAAAAUAAAAAGAAUAAUUUUCCAAUUUAUUGGAAUUAUGAACUACCAAUGAUUGGUGGUGUUUAUCCAGUAUUUUCAAAAGGUAGUACUGCAAGUAUUACAGGUGCAAAUUUUGGAACUAUUGCUUCAGAAAUCACAGUAACAUUAGGUGCACCAGGAGUUUCAUGUAAUAAUAUUAUUAUCACACAAGCACAUGAAGUUUUUACUUGUGUUUUAUCAGAAAGUUUAACUGGUAAUAAAUUUUUACCAAUUACAAUUACAGUUUCAACAAAUACUUUUAUUUCAUUUAAAGCUGCAAUUUUUUAUAAUGGUUAUUAUUAUAGUGGUUUUUUAGCUUGGGCAACAUUUGAAACUUCAAUGAUUGAUUAUGCAUCAAAUUUAAGAAUUGAUGGUCAAAUUGGUCAUAUGGGAUCACUUUAUGAUGAUACAUUGAUACAGUUUGCAAAUAAUACAUUACCAGUUCAAAAUGGUAAUGCAAGAUGGAUAUUAUGGCAAAAUGCAAAAUAUGUGGGUAAUGGAAAUUUUGUUUAUAUCACAGGUCCUAAUCAAGGUAAACCAUGUAUUUUAAAGUAUAAAUCAAUUAUUGGAGGUGAUGCUGUAAAAGCAACUUGGACUGAGAAUACAAGAUUUGUAAUUUAUUUAGAUACAUUAGAGUUAACAAAUAUGACACUAUCUUCUUAUACUGGUGUAUUGACAGAAUAUGGUGGUACACCUCCAUCUUUUACAACUCCAAAUAAAGUAAACACAGUUGAUACAAUUGGUGGUAAAGUUGAUAUUGGUAUAGAUAACUAUGGUACGAUUUUUAGUAAAAUUACAGUAUUUUUCAAUGGAAAAUCAGUGGAUUUUGAAAGAGAUUAUAUCAAUGGUGAAUUGGAUGUUCAAAUUGCUGCUGGUUUUGAUGGUCCAUAUGAAAUUGUUGUUAGAGUGGAUACAUUAAAUACAACUGCAAAUUCUCAAUUUGUAAAAUAUAAUGAACCAACAAUAAUUACUAUGAAUAGAGUACCAACUACUGGUGGAAUUGUCACAAUAACAGGUAGUAGUUUUUCAAAUACACUUUCAAAUACAUUAUUGACAUUCGAGUCAUGUAGUUUGCUCACUGUUUUAGUUCCAUACAAGAGUUAUACUUGUACAUUACCAGUUGGUUCAGGUACAAUACCUGUUGCAUUAAAAGUUUCAAAUCAAAGUACAACCGCUAUUUAUAAAUAUGCAGAGCCAUCAAUAAUUUAUUCGAAUAAUAUCGCUCAGGUGGGUGGAGUUUUAUCAAUCUCUGGUAUAAACUUUGGAAUUGAUAGUAGCUUAAUUCAAGUUUUAAUUACUGGAGGAUCAGAUAAUGUUAAUGUCAGUUGUAAAAAUGUAGCUAUAAUUGAAGAUCAUGAAAAAAUUAGUUGUUUAUCACCACCAUUAUCACCAGACACUUAUAAUUUAGAGAUUAUUGUUGACGGUAUUUCAUCAAUUACACCACAAUAUCAAAUAGAAUACUUUAAUUCUGACCUAUACACUAAUCAAGAUAAAGCUGAUCUUUUAAUUAAUGGUAAAGAUUUACCAGAUGCAACAACCUUAUCAAUUAUUUUAGAUAGUGUUAAUAUAUCAUCCUAUUGUUUAGGUAGUAAAGAAUUAAUUAGAUGUUCAAAUUUACCAUUGAAUGUUAUUAGUGGUACUCUAACAAUUACUCAAGGUGAUAAAAUUUAUCCAAGUAUUCCUGUUGCAUUAAAACCUUGGAUUUCAUCAAUUUCAAAUCAAUUAUUAGAUACAGUACAAACUAGUGAUGUGACAAUUACCGGUCGUUAUUUUGAACAACCAAUAAUAGUAUCAAGGGAUAAUAAUAUAGAAUUGAUAGAAGAUCAAGAUUAUACAAUCAAUAGUCCAGAAGAAAUUGUUUUACAUAUUUUCGGUGGAUUUGGGUUAAAUCAUACAAUUGCAAUUGAAAAUCAAAAUAAAUUAAAAUCAAAUAAAGUAAUCUAUUCAUUCUUUAAACCAGAGUUAUUAUCAGUUACACAAGUUGAAGAUUUAGUUGUAAUCAUUGGAAGAAAUUUAAGUAAAACUUUGACAACUCUAAUUUUUGGAAGUUAUGAACCAACUAUAAAAUCAAUCGAUAGUAAUAGAAUUGAAUUUAAUUUAUUAACAAGUAAAUCAAGAAAUGGUGAUAUCUAUGUUAUUGUUGAUUCACAGAAAUCAAAUUCUUUAUUAUUAGAUAUUUAUCCAAUUCUAUUCAGUAUUAAACCAAUAGCAUCUUCAUUUAAUAGUACAAGUAAAAUAACAAUUAGUGGUAAUUAUUUAUUUGAAGAAGAUUCAAACAAUAACGCUGUAGCAUUACAAUUUCAAUAUACUUUUAAAACUCCAUCAAUUAAUUCUCCAAUUGGAUUCUUAUUGAAUUGUUUAGCCUUGAUUGUGGGUACAGAAUAUGAAUGUGAUAUUCAACCAGGUUAUGGAAAAUUUGAAAUUAUUGCAAUUUCAAAAUCAUCUCUCAUAUCAAACUCUUUACAAUCAGAGUAUGAAUCUCCAAUUGUAUUAAAAGUAUUAUCACAAGUUUAUUUAAAUGAACCAAUUGAUCUUUUAAUUUCAGUUUUAAAUUUCAAAAUUGAUUAUACUAGUGUUUUCAUUGAAGAUCAAGAAUGUGAAAAUGUUUCAAUCGUCGAUCAAACAACUAUAAAAUGUAAAUACCAAUCAACAAUACCAUUACCAAGCGAAAGAAAAGGUUUAAAUGUAAAAGUUAUUUCCGCAGAUCUCAGUGGAGAGAAUGAUUGUUUAGUUUAUUCAACAUUAUAUGAUUGUGAGCUAUUAAACAAUUGUUCAGGAAAUGGUGAUUGUAAUAAGAAAUUACCAAAAUGUAUAUGUUAUCAAGGUUGGAGAGGUCAAGAUUGUUCAAUCGAUAGUGAAAAAUACCCACCACAACCUGAACCACCAAUUAUUGAUGAAAAUGGUUCAACUACAUUCCCAGGUUCAAAAAUUAAUUAUACAAUUGCAAUCACUCAUUUAGUUGAAAUGGAUAUUACUGAUAAUCCAGUUAGAUUUUUAUCAUUAUCAGAAAUUGAAUGGACAAAUAGAACAGGUUUAUCAAACUCAUCAAAUUUCUAUAGUGGUAGUUUUAAUAAACAAGGUGAUAAUUCUACAAUUUUUGAAUUGAUAAUUCAUUAUUUCUCUGAUCAAGGUGAAAUCGAAUUUGCUGGUGAAACAUUAUACAUGCCAGAAAAUUCAAUUAAAUAUCAAGCUACUAUUUUAGGUUGGAAAUUUUCAAGUGAAUUAAAUUAUUUAGUUACAAUUUUUAAAUCAAAAACUGAUUCAUCCGAAUUUUAUAAUUGUGAAUCAAUAGAUACAGAAUCAAAAUAUUUAAAAAAUCAAUAUCAAAUUCAAACAUUUUCAACUUCUCUCACUGGUAAAUUUGCAUCACGUGCAAUCAUUGAUGAUAGAAUUACUCAAACUGAAUUAAUACAAAUUGAUAAACAGAAUAAUAGUAAAAUUUAUAAUUUCAUUGGUGCUUCAACAGAUGAUAUUGAUAAUUCAAAAUUCACAUUAAGAACAGGUGUUAUAUCACCUCAUUUUAAAAGCAAAACUAUAAUUGAUCCUUCAUUUGGUCAAUUAUUAAGACCAGAAGAUGAUGAUGAAGAUACAAAUUGUGAUUCAAAUAAAUGGAAAUUACCUGUAAUAGUUGUAGUAUCAGUAGUUGGAGGUUCAACAUUAGUAGCAGCAUCUUCAAUUUUUUAUUAUAGAAAAUUAAAAGAGAAGAAAUCAAUGAAAAGAAUGUCAAUUUCAAUGAAUUCAAUGAAAGAUUAA